UAUCUGAUUUUCCGAUCACAAUUCACAACUCCCUCCCUCCCUCCCUCCCUCCUUCCCUCCUUCCAUCCCUCCAAUGGCCAAGCCCAUCGUCGACGCCGAGUACCUCAAGGAGAUCGAGAAAGCUCGUCGCGACCUCCGCGCUUUAAUCUCCAGCAAGAACUGUGCCCCUAUUAUGCUUCGCUUAGCAUGGCACGACGCUGGAACCUAUGAUGCUAAGACAAAGACUGGAGGACCAAACGGUUCAAUCAGAAAUGAGGAGGAAUAUAGCCACGGCGCCAAUAAUGGCUUGAAAAUAGCUUUAGAUUUUUGCGAGGCAGUAAAGUCUAAACAUCCAAAGAUUACAUAUGCAGACUUAUACCAGCUUGCAGGUUAUGUUGCUGUUGAGGUCACUGGUGGUCCCUCCAUUGAUUUUGUUCCUGGCAGGAAGGACUCAAAGGUUUCUCCAAAGGAAGGACGGCUUCCAGAUGCUAAGCAAGGUGUGCCACAUUUGAAGGAGGUCUUUUAUCGCAUGGGUUUGUCUAAUAGAGAUAUUGUAGCUCUAUCAGGAGGUCACACGCUGGGAAGGGCACAUCCAGAGAGAUCUGGUUUUGAUGGUCCAUGGACAAAGGAGCCACUGAAAUUUGACAACUCUUACUUUGUGGAACUGCUUAAUGAUGAAAGUGAAGGCCUGCUAAAGCUUCCCACUGACAAAGCUUUAUUGGACGAUCCUGAGUUUCGUCGUUAUGUUGAGCUGUAUGCUAAGGAUGAAGAAGCCUUCUUUAAGGAUUAUGCUACGUCACACAAGAAACUGUCUGAGCUUGGAUUUACUCCUACCAGUCCCAAGACCGUGAAGGACAGCACUGUAUUGGUGCAAAGUGCUGUCGGGGUUGCUGUUGCUGCUGCAGUUGUGGUAUUGAGUUACAUGUAUGAAGUUCGAAAGAGGAGCAAAUAGAUGAUGGAUGUCAUAUUUCUACUGCAAGGAAGACCUUGGGUUUGCUGCAUCUAUCUAUUUAAGUUUCUAGACCUGAUAUUCAAAAUAACACCCUGCAACUUCAGGUGUUAACUAGAUGAACCUUCUACUAAUACAUAAUAAUUAGCGGACUGUUUGUUCAUGGAUCGUGUAUUGUAUGUAAAACGCGGUUAUAAUAUGCAUUGAAUACACAUAAUAAACAAUACAUUUUAUGUAAAGCACCAAUUUACUACGUGCUAAAGGUCCCUAUGAAGUUGACCUUUAUUUCCUUAAUUAUAAUUCAUCAACAUUAAUAA
Ipomoea triloba (trilobed morning glory) is the source of this 1245-nucleotide messenger RNA. RefSeq names its product L-ascorbate peroxidase 3. Bases 74 to 931 code for a protein of 285 amino acids. Gene Ontology annotation, biological process: cellular response to oxidative stress; response to reactive oxygen species; hydrogen peroxide catabolic process. The record is from RefSeq and is a predicted model, not a curated record. The transcript has 9 exons. Gene Ontology annotation, molecular function: peroxidase activity; heme binding. Lineage: Eukaryota; Viridiplantae; Streptophyta; Magnoliopsida; Solanales; Convolvulaceae.